GUGCAGGUGCGGAGCCGGCGAGAGGGGAGCGCGAGGCGGCAGAAGGGAGCGCGGCAGGAUGCGGUCGGCGCGGAGCUGCAGGCACUCGCCUCUGGCGGCCGCGGCGGGGAUUUUGCUGCUGUGCGUGGCUGGCCGAGCUAGAGCUCAGGAGGUCCAAGCAGAGAAUGUGACAGUGGCGGAAGGCGGGCAGGCUGAGAUCAAUUGCAAACUGCACCAAUAUGAUGGUUCCAUCGUGGUGAUCCAGAAUCCAUUUCGCCAGACGCUCUUCUUCAAUGGCACACGAGCCUUGAAGGAUGAGCGUUUUCAGUUGGUGGAGUUCACCCAAAAGCAGGUCCGCAUUGUGCUUUCCAAUGCCCGUCUGGAAGAUGAAGGUGGCUACUUUUGCCAGCUAUACACAGAAGACACCCACCAUCAGAUUGCCAUCCUUACUGUGCUGGUGCCCCCCGACAGUCCCUUAGUGGAGGUGAAAGAACAGGCGGUGGAAGGCGGGGAAGUUGAACUCACCUGCAGCGUUCCCAGGUCACGCCCUGCUGCCACCCUGCGCUGGUACCGGGACCGAAAAGAGAUAAAAGGAACAAGCAGCAAGCAAGAAAACGGGAAAGUGUUCAGCGUUACCAGCAUGGUGCGUUUUCGGGCGGAGCGCAAGGACCACAGCAGCAUCGUGACGUGCGAAGCCGUCCACCCGGCGCUGCGUGGCCAGCGGAAGCAGACGCAGUACGUGCUAGAUGUGCAGUACUCACCCACAGCACGAAUCCAUCCCCCGCAAGGAGUCAUGAGGGAAGGAGACACCCUAGUUUUGACUUGUGCUGUUAAUGGCAACCCACUACCCAGAGACAUCAAAUGGAGCCGAGCGAAUGACACAUUGCCUGACCGGGCCCUGAUAGAGGGCGAAGUGCUGACCAUUCCUAGCCUCAGCAUGCUGGAUAACGGCACCUACUCAUGCCAGGUGGCCAAUAAACACGGGCGCUCCUCGGACCAGUACGUGCUCGUGGUUUAUGAUCCUGGGGCUAUUGUGGAGGCCCAGACAUCGGUGCCCUAUGCCAUUGUGGGGGGCAUCCUGGCUCUCCUGGUCUUUCUCGUCAUCUGUGUGCUGAUAGUCAUGGUGUGGUGCUCCAUCCGGCAGAAAGGUUCCUACCUGACGCACGAGGCCAGCGGGCUGGAUGAACACGGAGAAGCCCGUGAGGCCUUUCUCAAUGGUGGAGAUGGCCAUAAACGCAAGGAGGAGUUUUUCAUCUAAGCCGGGGGUGUGGGGGGGGAAGGGGUGUCAGGGGUGCUGUUUUGAGAGAAGCGGCUAAGGAGGGGGUGCGCUGGAAAGGGGAGAGGUUGGAGAAAAGCUGCUGCUCUUGCUGGGGGAGGGAGGGCUGGAUUCAAAAAGGAAAACAAACAAAAAGAUGCUUUAAAGAAACAAAAUCCAUUGUGUACAAAACCAACCACAUGCGGCUGCCACUUUUCCGGUUUUAUUUUUGAAACCGAGGGUUUUUUUAGCCCCACCCCUUAGCUGGGAAGCUCCACCCCCUGCCAUUGGAUGCCUCCCUCCACCACCACCACCCUGCUGGAGUUAUGCCCUGUUAAUUUGGUGGGGGCAGGUGUGCAUGCUUAGCUUUGCCCCCAGAAAAGUGGGGGACAGAGCUGCUGUAUUUCUGUUCCCUUUGGGGUGGAGGCGGUGCAUUUGGGGAGGGGGCUGUGGCUGUUUGUAAAUAAAGUCCAAGUGGGGAGGUGGGAAGAUGGGAAGCCCGUGGUAUGCUGAAGGUGGGGUGAGGGACAUUUCAAAACCAGGAGGUCCCAUCCUAGUAGCCCCCCAUGGCUUGUUAGGUCUGAUUUUCCCAGAUAUUAGCACUGAGUUUCACAAUAUCUGGGGAGGGAGACAGGGCUAAUGGGUUUAGCUUUGGGGCACCCUGAUCUUCUGAAUGGAUGGAAGAUCCUGUACCUUGAGUUCUGGGAAGGUGACCAUGGGGACCUUGGGUCUGUGUUCCUCAACCUCCAUACGUCUGCCAUUAAGGAGUGCCGGUGUGAUAGCAGUCUGCAACUCUGGGAGUCUGGAGGUCUCUUCAGCGUGUGGAAUCCUUCUCGGCUGCAUGCUGUCCCCGGUAAGGCCGGGCUGCUCAAGGAACCUUGGGCUGUAAGAAGCAGGUUGACUUUUAUUUCUUCAAAGCCAUGAUAGUUUGGGGAGGGCGAGGGAGGGGGGAAGAGGAAGGGGGUGUCUGUCUGUCUGUCUGUGUCAUCCUUGUUAAGUGACGUUCUUGGCCGGGGGCAGGAGAUGGGACCACAGAGCCUCUUGGAGCGUCCAGUUCCCACACCAUGUUCACCUUGUCAUCUGUCCUGGACAGCACAGCAUUGCCACCAAAAGGCCAGCUUCUGCAGAAGGUGGAAGACAUGGCUAUUUUUUUUUAAAGUCUGGCCAACUUAAAUAUAUUGGGGAAUACAGAUUAAACUUGGCGUGUCUCCAGCUCCUCCUCCCUCCCUCCCUUUUGUGCAGGUGGUGAUGACGUUCUACCACCCUGCUCUGACCCCAGAGACGAAAAUGGGAACGUCAGCAUAGACUACCCUUCCCAGCCCUCUUCUCUUCCCAUUCCAUCUCCUUUGGAAGAAGCCGAUCUUGGCCGUUCUGCAAAACAAAAAAACAAAACAACCCAGAACGUAGGGACUCCUCGUCCCCAGGUUUUGACCCUGUUGCAAUGAACUUCACCUUCUCAGACGCAGCUAAGGAGCCACUGGCAAAAAUGGCUGCUUUGCCCCAGGGACAAUUGCAUCAGACUGCUGCGGAUAAAAUGCCUGGAAUAGCUGGAUUUGGGACAUCCCCCUGGAACUCCUGUCCUGCAUCACCAUUCCCAAGGCAGCUGCUGAUCCCCUGCCCUUUUCUUGUGCUUCGCCCCAGAAGGGGCAGUUCAAACACAUUCUCUCGGCCUCUUACAACCUCCAACACCUGGUGAUUCCUGAUGGUUCCUUCCAGUUUUGCCGACUUUUCUCAUUUGUGCCAGUAAAUGCCCGCCCCGCCCCGCCCCUCCCCUCUUCCCUGCCAUUCUCCUGCAAAUCUCCCACCUCUUUCCUUCUGUCUCUUGUCUGGGGACAUGCAAACAAAACAGAAGAAACUGACGUGUGAUUCUGUGUCCGUCUCUGGCUCGCAGUUUUUAUUUUAAAUCGUUUGUGUCUUGGAAGAAGGGGAGAUUAAAGAAAAAAAGGAAAAAUAUAAUAAUUAAUAUAUAACUGGGGGUCGGGAUGUGUAUAGAGGGGCUUAUUCCUCUGCAGCCCAAGACUGUUUCCCCCGUGCCCAAAAGUUAAUAUAUAUGUAAAUAUCUAUGUCUGCCUUUUAACCACCUUUGAUACUUCAAUAAAUCCCCCUGAUUAAUUCUUUUAA
This is a messenger RNA of Candoia aspera, 3355 nucleotides long. It is a transcript of the gene CADM4, whose product is annotated as cell adhesion molecule 4. Lineage: Eukaryota; Metazoa; Chordata; Lepidosauria; Squamata; Candoiidae. The coding region runs from base 59 to 1237 and encodes 392 amino acids. Gene Ontology annotation, molecular function: vascular endothelial growth factor receptor 2 binding. Gene Ontology annotation, cellular component: cell-cell contact zone. The record is from RefSeq and is a predicted model, not a curated record. Gene Ontology annotation, biological process: negative regulation of peptidyl-tyrosine phosphorylation; regulation of wound healing; regulation of Rac protein signal transduction. The transcript is spliced from 9 exons.